Molecule: messenger RNA, 2767 nt
Organism: Truncatella angustata
Lineage: Eukaryota; Fungi; Ascomycota; Sordariomycetes; Amphisphaeriales; Sporocadaceae
Exons: 2
Coding region: 181-2667 (828 amino acids)
Biological process (GO): ubiquitin-dependent protein catabolic process; protein polyubiquitination; positive regulation of proteasomal ubiquitin-dependent protein catabolic process
Cellular component (GO): cytoplasm; ubiquitin ligase complex
Molecular function (GO): zinc ion binding; ubiquitin conjugating enzyme binding; ubiquitin protein ligase activity
Source: RefSeq, a predicted model, not a curated record
AUUUUGCUCUUCAUUUUUAUUUUUAUUUUUCUUGUCCCCAAAUACACUCCUGUUACUUAACAUCUCUUCGCUAAGUCAGUUUGGCCUUCGUUUGGCACUGCUGUGUUCAAGCUUGAAACAGGGAAUGCAUCUUUGGGUAUCCGUUUGGUCGAUACCCUAUCAGCCUAAUGUUUCGUUAGGAUGCCUCAGAUGUUAGAUGGUAACUAUUCUCAGCACGAAGCUGUAGCUUCAAUGACAGAAGAGGUUUUGGAUGCUACUAUCGUUUGGCAAGCAGGUGGAGAUGAAGUUGAAGCACCAAGAUGGAAAGGUAAAGGAAAAGAGGUUGCUACUCCAAGCACCAUAUUGUACGCACUGGCUUCCAGUUCGGGAUACUCAUUGGUCGAAAACGAAAUUGAAGAAGAAUCAGAAGAAGUGGAUUGGAAGCAAUAUGGACCGCCCCAGGCAUUGACCAAUGUGCAGGACAUUGAGUCUGAGGUCAUCACGCAGAUUGUGCACGAAUCCAUCAACAGAAUCAAAGCAAGAAUAACAGAAGAAGAAGAACAACGGCAAACAGCCAUAGAAACAGCCAGAAUACUAGAUGCAGAACUUUCUGAGAAGGAGGUAGUCGCUAUCUUGCCAGAAAAACCAGAAGACUUGCAGGAAAAUCAAAACGAUGACAAAGAAGUCACACAGGACGGGAAGCAACCAAGAGUGCCCACCUACUAUAGGAUGGAGCCGCCUCAGACUGCAACUUUCGCAGGCGUCAAGUUCACUAUGGAUGCCAACGGACUCUUGCGGCCGGUCAAAUCACAGCCCAAGUCGAAGAGGAGGAACAUCUUGGGCGGUAUCCUACGGCGUUUCAACAAUAGAGAGAGAGGAGAGUCGGGUGUUCAGGCAGCGGCUCGUCAUAAACACCGCUUAUCUGUCGACUACAACGCACUCGCUUCCAAAGGUAUCCAAGUGGUCGACAACCUUGUCGAUGGGAGUACCAAAAGUCCCAGAACUUCUGUUCAUGAAAAUCUCGUUGAAUGCGUAUCUUGUUUUGAAGAGUUCAACCCCAACAAAAUGGUCAAGUGCCCUUGUCACAGCUAUUGUACGGCAUGUUUUCACCGACUCAUCGAGACAGCCUGUGAGAACGAGCAACAAUGGCCGCCGAAAUGCUGUUUGAACAUUAUCCCAAAAUCGACCAUUCUCUCGGGAACCUUCAACUACCACGCGCUCCAGAAGGUCUACAACGAUAAAUCUGAGGAGUGGUCGAUUCCCAUCAGUGAGCGUAUCUACUGCUACGAGCCAGUCUGCGCCGGCAUCUUCGUCCGCCCGGCUUACAUUAACCAUGCCGAAAAUGUUGCGCGUUGCGAAGCUGGACACUACAUUUGCACGCUGUGCCGGGGGCAACGACACGUGAAUCAAGCAUGUCCACAGGACCGCGACCUGCAGCGUACAGAAGAGCUGGCGGACGAGGAGGGGUGGAAGAGAUGCUACCAAUGUCAUGCUUUUGUCGAGCAUCGAGAGGCAUGCCAGCAUAUGACAUGUCGCUGCGGUGCUGAAUUUUGUUAUGUAUGUGGCGCUCGAUGGCGUACCUGCGCAUGUAGUAUGCAGCAACUCCACGCCGUCAAGAGUGAAGCUGCAACCAGAAGGCGGAUCAGACGAUCUAGAGAAGCGCAGGAAGAGGCCGAGCUUGCGGAGGCGCUGCGUCUGGUUGAAGAGUACGAGCGCGAGGAAGCUAGAAAGGCUACACUACUAAGACUGGAAAGGGAGAGAAUUGAGAAAGAGCGGCGGAAAAAGGAGCUUGACAAGCGGUUGCUGGUAGAGGUUGGUAGGCGCAAGGGCGUGGAGCUUCAGUUUCGAAACCUGACUCAAGUGCUCAAUGAUCUGCAUGAGGAGCAACGAGUCGAGGUCGUUCGUGAACACGGCAAGUAUGAGAGUGUUUUACGUUAUAAAGCAGAAUCGUCGAUAACGGCACUAAAAGAGCAAAACGAUAGAAAGCGCGACCUUCUCGUAAACCUUGGUAUUGACAAGAUACAGGAGUUCAGGUCAGCAAUGGAUCAGGAGCAUGCUGCUCGAGCUGACCAGGAGCGGCAGGUCGAGGAACAAUACUAUCAGCAACUUACAGUCUACUGGGCUGGCAAACCAGAUGGAAAUUUGCACGCGGAGGCCGCUGUCCUCAGUCUGAAGCGACGGAUGGACAAGGGAUAUCAGGUCUGGAAUCGUUGGAUGCAGAAUGAAAUUGACAAACAUCGUUUCUUGGUUGAAGAAGAGCAGUCUGUCCAGUUGGAGAUGAUGGACGAAGCGGAGCGAAGACUCAAGCAGGAUCUCACAAGGCAUCGACAGGCUUUUGCCAAGAGAAAAGCUGCCGAGUUCAAAUGGGUGGAACUCGUGAUUCAGGAACGAGAGCUGAUGUUGAUUGAAAUGAGAUUCGAUGAGAUGGAAGGUGGGGAUGACAUGGAUGCUUUGCUGGCGGAGACACAACAGCUUAACUUGGGUGAAGCAUCUGUCAGCGUCAACUCAUCUCAGCGGGAUUCAAUCGACAGUUCUGAAACGGACAACGAUCGAUGGUAUGAGGUAGGUGAUGAACUGGGCAAUUUGAACACGGGCGACACAGGCGAUGAUUUAGAUGACUUAGCUUCAAGGGUCGGGGAAAGCAUCCGAGACAAGAAUAUCUACUCGGUUGCCGUAGGUGGGCCAUGAUACCUGUUUAUCAUAGUCUUGCACAUAUUGGCUCACAAAGGACGACAAGCUGGGGGCUCGCAUGGUAUCUUAAAUUACAAGUUAACCAACUACAGAAAGA